GGGAAGCAGACACAGAGAGAGUGUCCAAAGAAUUUUUUUUUUUUUUUUUCUUUUUCUCGUCGAAUUUUCUCUUUCUUUUUCUAGCUUCUCGUCUUCUUGAUCGUAUCUGAGAGAUAGCCGAAGACGCAACCCCGCCGCCAAACUGAGUGAGGGUGAGUACAUAUCUUAGUCGAUCGCCGCUCGCCAACGUCGCCAAGAUCAACCAGCCGGUGCCGAAGGUGCUGUUUAUUCCCAUCCUCGCUGCUACGGUUUACUGGAAGCGCCUUGCAGUUGAGGUUGAGGAAAGGAAAUGGCGGCUGCCUGUGAAAUUACAGCAACCGAGUUUUUGUGGGGUACCCGAAGGCAAAAUCUGCUUUUGCAGAGGAACUCCCAUGCGCAGAAAAGUCGUUUGCUUUGGGGUACAUUCCAUGUGCGAAAACCAAAACUGGGUCUAUCUAAUAGAGGUACUUCACUGAGGUGCCGCGCCCAAGCAAAGCCCAGAGCUGUGGUUUCUGGUGGUGUUACCAGUCCGCUGGAUGAAAAAUCAAACCUUGUUCAAAAGCCCACUGCAGAGGUUAUACAUUUUUUUCGUAUUCCAUUGAUCCAGAAGAGUGCGACGGCUGAACUUCUCAAGUCGGUUCAAACGAAAAUCUCGAACCAGAUUGUUGAUUUGAAGACUGAGCAGUGUUUUAAUAUUGGGCUUGAGGGAGGGCUGUCAGGUCAAAAGCUUUUAGUUCUCAAGUGGCUUCUUCAAGAAACUUAUGAGCCUGAAAAUUUGGGGACAGAGAGCUUUCUUGAUCAGGAGAGGCGAGAUGGGAUCAAUACGGUGAUAAUUGAGGUUGGACCGAGGUUGUCUUUUACUACUGCAUGGUCUGCUAAUGCUGUGUCAAUUUGCCGAGCGUGUGGGUUGACAGAGGUGACCAGAAUGGAACGAUCAAGGAGGUACUUGUUAUAUGUCAAGGCUGGUAGUGCAUUGCAAGAUCAUCAGAUUAAUGAGUUUGCUGCUAUGGUCCAUGAUCGGAUGACCGAGUGUGUUUACACCCAGAAGCUCACAUCUUUCGAGACUAGUGUUGUUCCAGAGGAAGUUCGGUAUGUACCUGUGAUGGAGAGGGGGCGGAAGGCAUUGGAGGAUAUUAAUGAGGAAAUGGGUUUAGCAUUUGAUGAGCAAGAUUUACAGUAUUACACUAGGCUGUUCAGGGAAGACAUCAAGCGGGAUCCUACAACGGUGGAAUUGUUUGAUAUCGCACAAUCUAACAGUGAGCAUAGUAGGCACUGGUUUUUUACUGGGAAAAUUGUUAUUGAUGGGCAACCAAUGAGUCGGUCUCUCAUGCAGAUUGUGAAGAGCACUUUACAGGCAAAUCCAAAUAACUCUGUCAUUGGUUUCAAGGACAACUCUAGUGCAAUCAAGGGCUUUCUUGUGAAACAAUUGCGACCAGUUCAGCCGGGUUUAACAUGUCCCUUAGACACAAGUAUUCGUGAUCUUGAUAUUUUAUUUACCGCUGAGACCCAUAAUUUCCCAUGUGCAGUGGCGCCUUACCCUGGUGCAGAGACUGGUGCAGGGGGCCGCAUUAGGGACACCCAUGCAACAGGAAGGGGGUCUUUUGUUGUUGCUGCUACAGCUGGUUAUUGUGUUGGGAAUCUUAAUAUUGAAGGAUCUUAUGCUCCAUGGGAAGAUCCAUCAUUUACAUACCCAUCCAACUUGGCUUCACCUCUUCAAAUCCUCAUUGAUGCUAGCAAUGGCGCGUCUGACUAUGGGAACAAAUUUGGAGAGCCCUUGAUUCAAGGCUAUACCAGAACUUUUGGAAUGAGACUUCCAAGUGGGGAAAGACGGGAAUGGUUAAAGCCAAUCAUGUUCAGUGCAGGGAUUGGGCAGAUUGAUCACGUCCACAUAACAAAAGGAGAGCCUGAUAUUGGAAUGUUAGUAGUUAAGAUUGGAGGCCCAGCAUAUCGCAUAGGAAUGGGAGGUGGAGCUGCAUCUAGUAUGGUUAGUGGUCAGAAUGAUGCUGAGCUUGAUUUUAAUGCAGUACAGCGUGGAGAUGCAGAGAUGGCACAGAAAUUGUACCGUGUUGUCCGAGCUUGCAUUGAAAUGAGGGAAGAUAACCCAAUAAUCAGCAUACAUGACCAGGGUGCUGGUGGGAAUUGUAACGUCGUUAAGGAAAUAAUAUACCCAAAGGGUGCUCAGAUUGAUAUUCGGUCAAUUGUAGUUGGUGACCACACAAUGUCUGUGUUGGAGAUAUGGGGUGCAGAAUAUCAGGAGCAAGAUGCAAUCUUAGUGAAGCCUGAAAGCCGCAGCCUAUUGCAAUCAAUCUGUGAAAGAGAAAGGGUCUCUAUGGCUGUUAUUGGAACAAUAAAUGGUGAGGGACGAAUUGUUUUAGUUGAUAGCAAGGCUAUUCAAAGAUGUCAUUCGAGUGGACUUCCUCCACCUCCUCCUGCUGUGGAUCUUGAGCUCGAGAAAGUACUUGGGGACAUGCCUAAAAAAGUCUUUGAAUUUAAGCGGAUUGAUCAUGAACGAGAACCACUUGAUAUUGCACCUGGGAUCACUGUAAUGGAAUCUCUGAAGAGGGUACUGAGACUUCCAUCAGUCUGUUCAAAACGCUUCUUGACAACAAAAGUUGAUCGGUGUGUAACAGGUCUUGUGGCACAGCAGCAAACUGUUGGUCCCUUGCAAAUCACCCUUUCUGAUGUUGCAGUCAUCUCUCAGACUUACACUGACUUGACUGGAGGUGCAUGUGCGAUUGGGGAACAGCCAAUCAAGGGUCUGUUGGAUCCAAAAGCAAUGGCAAGACUGGCUGUUGGAGAAGCAUUGACAAAUCUUGUUUGGGCAAAGGUAACUGCUCUAUCUGAUGUUAAGUCAAGUGCGAACUGGAUGUAUGCUGCCAAACUUGAAGGCGAAGGAGCAGCCAUGUACGAUGCUGCUAUGGCUCUUUCGGAAGCAAUGAUUGAGCUUGGUAUUGCUAUUGAUGGAGGGAAGGACAGUCUUUCCAUGGCAGCCCAUGCAUCAGGUGAGGUUGUCAAGGCUCCUGGAAAUCUUGUAAUCAGUGUUUAUGUCACAUGUCCUGAUAUAACCAAAACAGUGACCCCGGAUUUGAAGCUUGAAGAUGAGGGAAUUCUGCUUCACAUUGAUUUGUCAAAGGGAAAGCGGCGGUUAGGUGGUUCUGCUCUAGCUCAGGUUUUUGAUCAAGUAGGAGAUGAGUCUCCUGAUCUUGAUGAUGUUCCUUACCUUAAAAGGGCUUUUGAGGGAGUUCAGGAGCUCCUUGCUGAUGGGUUGAUCUCUGCUGGUCACGAUAUCAGUGAUGGUGGACUGAUUGUAUGUGUGCUGGAGAUGGCAUUUGCUGGGAAUUGUGGUAUUGCCUUGGAUUUGACUUCACAUGGGAAUAGCCUCUUUGAAACACUAUUUGCAGAAGAACUUGGCCUUGUUCUAGAGGUUAGCAGGACAAACUUGGACAUGAUAAUGGGAAAGCUUCAUGGCGUUGGUGUUUCAGCUGAGAUCAUUGGACAAGUAACUGCGACUCCCAUGAUAGAAUUAAAGGUUGAUGAUGUUACUCAUUUAAAUGAGGACACUUCUUAUCUUAGGGACAUGUGGGAGGAAACCAGUUUUCAGCUGGAAAAAUUCCAAAGAUUGGCUUCUUGUGUGGAUUUAGAGAAAGAAGGGUUGAAGAGUAGACAUGAACCUUCAUGGAAAUUGUCCUUCACUCCUGCAAUUACAGAUAAGAAAUAUAUGACUGCAAUUUCAAAACCGAAAGUGGCUGUGAUUCGAGAGGAAGGCAGCAAUGGGGAUAGAGAAAUGUCUGCUGCAUUUUAUGCUUCCGGUUUUGAACCAUGGGAUGUUACCAUGUCAGACCUUCUCAAUGGAGUCAUCUCUCUGCAGGAGUUCCGUGGGAUUGUGUUUGUAGGUGGUUUUAGCUAUGCUGAUGUACUUGAUUCUGCCAAAGGUUGGUCGGCUUCUAUACGAUUCAAUCAACCUCUUCUACAUCAAUUUCAAGAGUUUUACAAACGGGAAGACACUUUUAGUCUUGGGGUUUGCAAUGGGUGUCAGCUAAUGGCCCUGUUGGGGUGGGUCCCUGGGCCCCAAGUUGGGGGUGUUUUUGGCAAUGGUGGAGACCCUUCACAACCAAGGUUCGUCCACAAUGAGUCAGGAAGGUUUGAAUGUCGCUUCACAAGUGUGACAAUAAAGGACUCUCCUGCUAUAAUGUUCAAAGGAAUGGAGGGCAGCACAUUGGGUGUGUGGGCUGCCCAUGGUGAGGGAAGAGCUUAUUUUCCUGAUGGUAGUGUUCUGGAUAGUGUGAUUGAUUCAAAUUUGGCCCCAAUUAGAUAUUGUGAUGAUGAUGGGAAGCCAACAGAAGUCUAUCCUUUCAAUCUGAAUGGAUCUCCCCUAGGAGUAGCAGCGAUUUGUUCUCCGGAUGGGAGGCAUCUUGCUAUGAUGCCUCAUCCAGAGCGAUGCUUCUUGAUGUGGCAGUUCCCAUGGUAUCCGAAGCAGUGGAAUGUGGACAAGGCAGGCCCCAGUCCUUGGUUGCGAAUGUUCCAAAAUGCCAGGGAGUGGUGCUCUUGAGGAGUAAGCUUGAUAGCUGGAGAGGUAAGGUCUUUUGUUGUCAGUGAGAAGGCUAGCAGAGCUUUUGGAGGUUAGGGUGCGGAUGUGGUCCUUUCCCUUUUAACCUAUGAAAUUUUGUUUCGUAACUUUAUUGGCUGAAAGCACAAAUAAAAGUGGAGUGUAAAACGGGUAUUGGAAUUUUUCUUAUAGUGUUGUGGUUUCCCGUCCACUUAUAACUAAUGAUAUGUGAGGAACUUCAAAUAUUUAUAAUGGGAACAACAUUUUGUUUGAACUUACUUUUUGAUAGUUCGAUUGCAUGAAGUUGUACAAUCUGAAGCAACGGGGUACAUACUUUUAUGUUUAGCGUACA
Messenger RNA from Vitis riparia (riverbank grape), 4877 nucleotides. Its product is annotated as probable phosphoribosylformylglycinamidine synthase, chloroplastic/mitochondrial. Gene Ontology annotation, molecular function: phosphoribosylformylglycinamidine synthase activity. The record is from RefSeq and is a predicted model, not a curated record. Gene Ontology annotation, biological process: 'de novo' IMP biosynthetic process. Bases 290 to 4528 code for a protein of 1412 amino acids. The transcript is spliced from 4 exons. NCBI's taxonomy places the organism in Eukaryota, Viridiplantae, Streptophyta, Magnoliopsida, Vitales, Vitaceae.